Molecule: messenger RNA, 1637 nt
Organism: Marmota monax (woodchuck)
Lineage: Eukaryota; Metazoa; Chordata; Mammalia; Rodentia; Sciuridae
Product: rab5 GDP/GTP exchange factor
Exons: 6
Coding region: 171-1163 (330 amino acids)
Biological process (GO): vesicle-mediated transport
Cellular component (GO): endocytic vesicle; cytosol
Molecular function (GO): guanyl-nucleotide exchange factor activity; small GTPase binding
Source: RefSeq, a predicted model, not a curated record
UGUGAUGAAAUUUGCUGUUUAUUUUCCUAGCAGAAAUUCAGGAAGCAAAGGCUCCCAGUCCUUCCAUAAACCGGCAAACCAGCAUUGAAACAGACCGAGUGUCUAAGGAAUUCAUCGAAUUUCUCAAGACCUUCCACAAGACUGGACAAGAGAUCUAUAAACAGACCAAGAUGUUCUUGGAAGGAAUGCAUUACAAAAGGGAUCUGAGCAUUGAGGAGCAGUCAGAGUGUACUCAGGAUUUUUACCAGAAUGUGGCGGAAAGAAUGCAGACCCGUGGAAAAGUCCCUCCAGAAAGAGUUGAGAAGAUAAUGGAUCAGAUUGAAAAGUACAUCAUGACGCGCCUCUAUAAACACGUGUUCUGCCCAGAAACCACAGACGAUGAGAAGAAGGACCUCGCCAUUCAGAAGAGGAUCAGAGCCCUGCACUGGGUUACACCUCAGAUGCUUUGUGUCCCUGUCAAUGAAGAAAUUCCAGAAGUGUCUGACAUGGUGGUGAAAGCGAUCACAGACAUCAUUGAAAUGGAUUCGAAGCGUGUGCCUCGGGAUAAGUUGGCCUGCAUCACCAGGUGCAGCAAGCACAUCUUCAACGCCAUCAAGGUCACCAAGAGGGAGCCCGCUUCUGCAGAUGACUUCUUGCCCACGCUCAUCUACAUCGUGCUGAAGGGCAACCCCCCACGCCUGCAGUCCAACAUCCAGUACAUCACCCGCUUCUGCAACCCCAGUCGGCUGAUGACCGGGGAGGAUGGCUACUAUUUCACCAACCUGUGCUGUGCUGUGGCUUUCAUUGAGAAAUUAGAUGCCCAGUCUUUGAAUCUGAGUCAGGAGGAUUUUGAUCGCUACAUGUCCGGCCAGACCUCUCCCAGGAAGCAAGAGCCCGAGGGCUGGUCUCCUGAUGCCUGCUUAGGUGUGAAGCAGAUGUAUAAGAACUUGGAUCUCCUGUCUCAGUUGAAUGAAAGACAGGAAAGAAUCAUGAAUGAAGCCAAGAAACUUGAAAAAGACUUAAUAGAUUGGACAGAUGGAAUUGCAAAAGAAGUUCAAGACAUUGUGGAGAAAUAUCCACUGGAAAUUAAGCCCCAAAGUCAACCAUUAGCAGCUAUUGACUCUGAAAAUGUUGAAAAUGACAAACUCCCCCCACCAUUGCAGCCUCAGGUUUAUGCCGGAUGAGGACCUGACGUGGGAGUGUUGCUCUAGGCCUGCAGCCUUCAAGCGGGGGUCUGGAGUUCGACUCCAUUGCUUAUAGAUGCCAGAGUAUUUUUAAGGUACAGUUCGUGGGGGUGGUUUGUUUGUUUUGUUUUGUUUUUCCAGGUAGGAGAAGCUUAGUUAAUAAUAAAGUACUAUUUAUUUGAGUUAUUGAAACAGAUUCAUUUAAGGUUUAUGUGGAAACUUUGCCUACACCUUCUUUUCCUCCAUGAUUUUCUGUGGGCCUCCUCCUCAGUUCGCUGUGGUCUGGUUUUGGGGAGUAAUUGCCUUCUAAAGGGUGAAACAAGCAAAUGCUGUCAAGUUGUGUUUAAGAGAGUCCUCUGUUACCACUGUCCCACGGUUUGAAGGAGUUUGUAAUUGUAAAGACAGAAGAAAUGUUGAUAAGUAAAUAUGUAAAAUUGUAAAUAUGUAUAAAAAAAAGAACGGGUGUCUGCUGCA